AUGGCUAGAAGACGUAAUACCAGAGCAGAGGAAACAGAGCCUCCACCUGAUUUGAUGCAUGUAGUUACCGAGCUCCAGCGUCAAGUUACGGAACAGCAGCAAAUGAUCACUGCUCUGCUAAAUCAACAAGGAAAUCCUGUUACUCCACCAGGACACCAGAAUGUAGUACCAGUAAUACCUACAGCUGUUCCAGUACCACCAGCACCUGCACCACCGCUCACAGAUGCGGACAAAGUCAGGUGUGCGAUAUUCAUGCUCCGGGAUGAUUCUCGAGUAUGGUGGGAGGGUGCGCGGCUGAUUGUAGAUCUGGCUACUUUGACUUGGACUAAUUUUAAGGAGGUAUUCUAUGGAAAGUAUUUCACAGUUGACAACAGGACACGGCUGGCACGGGAAUUCUUGGAGCUUCGCCAGGGAGAUUUGUCAGUGGCGGAGUAUGUUAGGAGAUUCGAGAGAGGACGCUAUUUCGUACCUAUGAUUACUAGCCAACCAGUCGAGGAGCUGAAGCACUUUACAGAAGGUUUGAGGCCGGCUAUUCGCCAUGAUGUCAGGCUGAGUCGGGUCACCACAUUCCGAGAAGCCGUUGACCAGGCACUGAUGUCCGAAAGAGACAGAAAUGACAUGAUCAAGGAAGCUCAGAACAAGAGACUGAGUUUUCAGGGACGGGAUCAGCAGGAGCCGGGGAAGAAGAAGACAAUUCCUGGUCAGAAUUCAGGAAAGCAGCCGUUUAAGCAAGCACAGCCGCGUCAGCAAAUUCAGAAGACACAAGCAGCUGAAGGCACUGGUUUCAGGGUCGAAAACAAGGUUCGUUGUUCCAAGUGCGAGAAGAUUCAUGCUGGGCAAUGCUUAACAGGUACAGAUGCGUGCUUUAUGUGUAAGAAGUCAGGACACUUCGCGAGGGAAUGCCCACUGCUCAGGGAGCCAACCAAAGGGAGAGUAUUUGCGAUGACACAAGAGCAGGUGGAUCAGGACACGACUAUUAUCACAGGUAUGAUUUAUGUUGCCAAUAUUCCAGCCCAUGCAUUAAUAGAUUCCGGAGCUACACAUUCCUUUAUAUCUGAGGUCUAUCUCACAAAACUGGGCAUUAUACCUGAACGAAUGGUUGCGGGAUAUAGUGUUUUAUUACCAUCGGGGGAGGAAUUGCAUAGCAACAGGAUGGUAAAGAACUAUCAGAUGAUGAUGCAAAACCAUAUGGUGGGCGCAAGGUUCAUCGUGUUGGAAAUGACAGAGUUUGAUGUGAUCCUUGGCAUGGACUGGCUGGUUCAGCAUGAGGCAGUCAUAGAUUGCAAACAACGGACGCUUCACAACUGGCCAUUCCCCACAUGA
Messenger RNA from Zingiber officinale, 1323 nucleotides. RefSeq lists its product as uncharacterized. Lineage: Eukaryota; Viridiplantae; Streptophyta; Magnoliopsida; Zingiberales; Zingiberaceae. Gene Ontology annotation, biological process: proteolysis. Gene Ontology annotation, molecular function: nucleic acid binding; zinc ion binding; aspartic-type endopeptidase activity. The transcript is spliced from 3 exons. Bases 1 to 1323 code for a protein of 440 amino acids. The record is from RefSeq and is a predicted model, not a curated record.